Nematolebias whitei (Rio pearlfish) is the source of this 1941-nucleotide messenger RNA. It is a transcript of the gene esr2a, whose product is annotated as estrogen receptor 2a. The transcript is spliced from 8 exons. Lineage: Eukaryota; Metazoa; Chordata; Actinopteri; Cyprinodontiformes; Rivulidae. Gene Ontology annotation, cellular component: nucleus. Gene Ontology annotation, biological process: estrogen receptor signaling pathway; regulation of DNA-templated transcription; cellular response to estradiol stimulus. The record is from RefSeq and is a predicted model, not a curated record. The coding region runs from base 231 to 1901 and encodes 556 amino acids. Gene Ontology annotation, molecular function: nuclear receptor activity; zinc ion binding; sequence-specific DNA binding.
CUCUGGCUGGGGAUCCUUCGAUGCAGAUUCUCAAUGUUGGGAUUCACGGCUGCCCUGACCGGACAUGUUCUCCCCCUCUUCAUCUGAUUUAAACUGACCCCUCUCUGCUGUGGAUUGUUUCACAGUUAGUGUAUAGAACAACUUAUCCACAGCUAGAACAUUUUGGAAUCUGUGACUAGUCGCUGAUGAUGUAGUAAAUCUAACGUCGUUUGAGAUUUUCCGUUGUUGCGAUGGCCACUGCCACCUCUCCAGAGAAUCACCAGCCGCUCCUUCAGCUCCAAGAGGUGGACUCCAGCCGGGUUGCCAGUCGCAUCCUGUCCCCAGUCCUCAGCUCCUCCCCCGGUCUGUCCCACGAAUCCAACCAGCCCAUCUGCAUCCCCGCUCCGUACACCGACCUCGGCCACGACUUCUCCCCUAUUCCUUUUUACAGCCCGACCAUCUUCAGCUACGCCGGCCCCAGCAUUUCGGAGCGCCCCUCGGUGCGCCAGUCGUUGAGCGCCUCUUUAUUUUGGCCCGGUCACGGACACGUCGGGGGUUCCAUACCCCUGCACCGCUCCCAGACCCGAGCCCAGCAGCACAGCCAGCCAGUUCAGAGUCCGUGGGACAGCGUUUUAACAAGCAGUAAGAGCGCGAGGAGGAUCUCCCUGGAGAACGAGGAGGCCGUGGUGUCGUCAGGCGGGAAGGCAGACCUCCACUACUGCGCCGUGUGUCACGACUACGCCUCGGGGUAUCACUACGGGGUGUGGUCCUGCGAGGGCUGCAAGGCGUUCUUCAAGAGGAGCAUCCAAGGACACAACGACUACAUCUGCCCGGCAACUAAUCAAUGCACCAUCGACAAAAACCGCCGCAAGAGCUGCCAGGCUUGCCGCCUUCGCAAGUGCUACGAAGUUGGCAUGACUAAAUGUGGUAUUCGCAAAGAGCGUGGAAACUAUCGGAGCCCGCUGGUGAAGCGAGCGACCCGUCUGUCCUCGCAGGGCAGAAUAAACAGACCAAAGAUGUUGACUGGACCAGCGGAGAGUUUAUUAAACGAGCCUUCCCCACCUGCGAUGCCCCCGGAGCAGCUGAUCCAGCGAAUAAUGGAGGCGGAGCCACCGGAGAUCUACCUCAUGAAGGGCAUGAAGAGGCCGCUGACGGAGGCAGACGUGAUGAUGUCACUCACCAAUCUGGCUGAUAAGGAGCUGGUUCACAUGAUCAGCUGGGCCAAGAAGAUCCCAGGGUUCAUGGAGCUCAGUCUCCUGGAUCAGGUGCAUCUGCUGGAGUGCUGCUGGCUGGAGGUGCUGAUGAUGGGACUGAUGUGGAGGUCCGUGGACCAUCCGGGGAAGCUCAUCUUCUCUCCUGACCUCAGCCUCAGCAGAGAGGAGGGGAGCUGCGUCCAGGGCUUCGUGGAGAUCUUUGACAUGCUGAUAGCUGCAACGUCCCGCGUGAGAGAGCUCAAACUGAAGAGGGAGGAAUACGUCUGCCUCAAGGCCAUGAUCCUCCUCAACUCCAACAUGUGCCUCAGCUCCUCCGAGGGCAGCGAGGAGCUUCAGAGUCGCUCCAAACUGCUGCGUCUGCUGGACGCCGUCACGGACGCCCUGGUGUGGGCCAUCGCCAAGAGCGGCCUGACCUUCCGCCAGCAGUACACCCGCCUCGCGCACCUGCUCAUGCUGCUCUCGCACAUCCGCCAUGUCAGCAACAAAGGCAUGGACCACCUGCACUGCAUGAAGAUGAAGAACGUGGUGCCUUUGUACGACCUGCUGCUGGAGAUGCUGGACGCCCACAUCAUGCACAGCUCCCGCCUGCCCCGCCGCCCCGCGAAGCCGGACCCCGCGGAUCAGACGGAGAGCGCCGCCAGCGGACCCUCAAACACCUGGACUCCCAGCAGCGUUGGAGCGGAAGGUGAAGCUCAGAACUCUGAUUAGAACACGGACUUCUUGCUGCUUAAGACUGAUGAGGUGCUUU